UAUGCGUACCGUACUUGUUCGUCAUAAAAAGGGCAAUAACUUAUGUUUUAGAGGGAUAUAACAGCUGCUAGCAGCUCGGCGUGGUUUAGUAGUGUCUUAAUCUUAAUAAACCAACAGAAAGGGUUCCGUACAGAACCUGUAGGAUGGCUGGUUUGUCUUUAACUGUCAGGCUGUGUUGUUUGCACAGUAGGCUGAAUUCAGGAGCAGCCAGGAAGAUCUGUGCAAAAGGUGUCCGUCCCAGUAGCUCAUAUCCGGCUGGCAUCUCAGCGGCUUCCUUCAGGGAGCCUCUGUUCCUCCAGAGGGUCAUAAGCAGAGGCCUUUUCUCCAGCGGUGGAGGUGAAUCUGUACAGAAGCAGACUCUGCAGGAUGUCGCCAAAAACAUCCGAGAGCGACAGUACAGACGGGUUGUGGUGAUGGCUGGAGCUGGGAUCAGCACGCCCAGUGGCAUCCCAGAUUUUAGGUCUCCAGGCAGCGGUUUCUAUGAUAACCUCCAGCAGUAUGACCUCCCAUACGCUGAGGCGAUCUUCGAGAUUGAAUUCUUCCAUCGAAACCCAAAUCCUUUCUUCGCCCUGGCCAAGGAGCUGUAUCCUGGUAACUACCAGCCAAACCUGACGCACUACUUUGUUAGUCUGCUUCACAAGAAGGGGCAGUUGCUUCGGAUGUACACACAGAACAUCGACGGGCUGGAGAGACUGGCAGGAGUUCCUCCGGAGAUGCUGGUGGAGGCCCACGGAACGUUUGCAACGGCCACAUGUACAUCAUGUUUACGGAAAUAUGACGGCGAGGAUCUACGACCAGAGGUGAUGAGCGGGAAGGUCCCUCAGUGUCCCACCUGUAAGGGCGUUGUGAAGCCGGACAUUGUGUUCUUUGGGGAGGAGCUACCACGCCAUUUCUUCAAGUACCUGGCAGACUUCCCACUGGCUGACCUGCUGAUCAUCAUGGGAACAUCACUGGAGGUGGAGCCGUUUGCAAGCCUGGCAGGAGCCGUGCGCAGCUCCGUACCUCGCCUGCUCAUCAACAGAGACUUGGUCGGACCUUUUGUAUGGGGCCAACGGACCAAUGAUGUUGUGCAACUGGGAGACGUGGUUGGUGGCAUAAAGACCCUUGUUGACGCUCUAGGGUGGACUCCAGAGUUAGAAGCUCUGAUGGCAGCAGGCAAUCAAAAAGUUUGUCCAUGAAUCCUUUGAGUUUUUGUUGCUGGAUGGAUUUUGCUUAUAUUAAGAAGCGCAUAUUUUGUGUGCAUGGUUUGUAUGUCCCCGUUUUGCUCUGCACCAGACUGAAGACCUAUCUAGGGUGAACCCCGCCUCUUGCCCAUAGAUCACUGCUACCCUGAUAGAAUAAGCGAGAUAAGAUGGAUGGAUGGGCUGACCAUGAGUAAUCCUUUUUUUAGCUCAACUGAGUUAAUUAAAUAAAUGUGGAGAAAGUGGUGCAGGGAAAAUAUAUAAAGCUUUACAUAGGGGAGAAAAACAGCGAUGCAUCUUGAGGGGCACAUUUAAUUCAUUCAUGGAAAAUCAAAGAUAGAUAGGUAAGUGUUUAAUGUUUUGUCUAUUGAUUUUUAUUUCUGAUUGAAUAAACAUAAUUUCAUCAUGAAAAUCUCAAAUCUUCAUUAAUCAGAAUUUUGGAGGAUAUCUUUAUUCUCCAAAAGGAAAUUAACCAAGUUACACGUUCUGUGA
Molecule: messenger RNA, 1673 nt
Organism: Cyprinodon variegatus (sheepshead minnow)
Lineage: Eukaryota; Metazoa; Chordata; Actinopteri; Cyprinodontiformes; Cyprinodontidae
Gene: sirt3
Product: sirtuin 3
Exons: 7
Coding region: 144-1178 (344 amino acids)
Molecular function (GO): histone deacetylase activity, NAD-dependent; NAD+ binding
Source: RefSeq, a predicted model, not a curated record